UUACACAACUGUCUACACGAGUGUAUAUAAUUAAAUGUUUUUUUUUUUAUAGAACAAUACCUCAAAAAUUAUAAGAAAUUCAAUGCAGUACAUUAAUUGAAUUGCUGCCAUGUUUAUUUUAAAACUAUGUUUGGAGAAAUAAAUUAAUAGGCUAACAAAUUUUCUGGCACCUGUUCCUUUCUCCAGGAAACUUAAAAAUAGACAGCUGGACAAUUCUGGGCCACUUGGCUAGCAUGUUUUUUUCUUAUCACACUGACCACAGAAAAUGUCUGACCAACAAUUUGUUUUAAGAUGGCAUUACCACGAAACAACUCUAGUGCACAAUUUGCCGUGUUUACUCGAAAGUGAUAUUUUAACGGAUGUUACUUUAUCGGUGGGCACCCAACAUGUGAAGGCACAUAAAAUCAUACUUGCUAUGUGUAGUGUUUAUUUUCUUCAAUUGUUUCAGGAGAUGAAGACUACGCACCCUGUCGUAGUUCUACACAAUGUGAGUAUCGAUGAUAUUAGAGCCAUCUUAUCAUUUGUAUAUAGGGGUCAGUGUGUAGUUUCACAAGAACAACUGCCAAGUUUACUGUCUGUAGCGAAAUUACUUAAGAUCCAAGGGUUAUGUGAUAUGAAGGUACCUGAAAAACAAGUACAAAACGAAGUGAUGACAAACGAAACAGAUUAUAUACAUGAAAAAAUAUCGAACGAAGAAAGAUUUGAUAAUUUUAACUACAAUGUAAGACUUAAAGAACCAAAACAAACUGAAAGUAUUGAGUUAAAAAGACAAAGCAACGAUAGAGUUCCUAUUCAAGAUUUAUGUAGUGAGAGUAGGAUUUAUUCUCAAAGUACACAUUUCCAUGAAAAGACUGUGCCAGUGGCAAAGCAGCAUGAUCCCUUUAAAUACGAUGAUCAAUCUUAUGUUCCAUCUCCUCGUAAAAAUCCUCCAAAAGACUCAUCGGAGACAUGCAAAUGUUUUCUUUGCGGGAAAUACCUCAGCAACCAGUACAACUUACGAGUUCACAUGGAAACUCAUGAGGAGGCCUACCACGCUUGCCAGUCUUGUCCACACGUGUCUCGAAGUAGAGAUGCAUUACGAAAACAUGUAUCUUAUCGACAUCCAGAAGAGUAUCACACUCGAAAACGAAAAAAGACAGACAGUUUAUGAUUAUAGCGAAAUUUUUAAAAUAAACGGUUUUAGACCAUUUUUGUUUUUUUUUUUAAAUAAAAAACUACGUUUUUGGGA
This is a messenger RNA of Anoplophora glabripennis (Asian longhorned beetle), 1228 nucleotides long. Its product is annotated as zinc finger protein 131-like. Bases 266 to 1150 code for a protein of 294 amino acids. Gene Ontology annotation, molecular function: protein binding. NCBI's taxonomy places the organism in Eukaryota, Metazoa, Arthropoda, Insecta, Coleoptera, Cerambycidae. The transcript is spliced from 4 exons. Gene Ontology annotation, cellular component: nucleus. Gene Ontology annotation, biological process: regulation of transcription by RNA polymerase II. The record is from RefSeq and is a predicted model, not a curated record.